AUGGAUGCAUCGGCACCAGGCACACCCUCUGCCCCCAUAAUUGACUCGAGCAACACAAACGAAAUUUACAAUAACGCGAAGACCCCACCACCUUCUAACGUUCCAAUCGAGUCUCCAUCCUUACAGGAUACACCUUCCACUCCAAGACCUUCAACACCCGACUCGGUGUCCGUCCCAAGACCGAAUCUCGGUCCAAUAUACUCCGCAGUAUAUUCCGGAGUACCAGUUUACGAGUUUCUCGUUCGCGACGUUGCUGUUAUGCGUCGGAGGCCGGAUUCGUAUCUGAACGCCACGCAAAUUUUGAAAGUUGCGGGUCUUGAAAAGGGGAAACGCACAAAAAUCAUUGAGAAGGAAGUUCUAACGGGGGAACACGAAAAGGUUCAAGGUGGGGUUCCCUAUGAAAGAGGCAAAGAACUGGCAGAACAAUACGGUGUCCUUGAGAUACUGCGUCCUCUAUUGGAGUAUAAACCACCUAAACACGAUAUACCCUAUUCUUCUUCUCCCUACACGCCGACAAAAGAGCAGGCAAUGGCCGCUAUGCGCCGACAGGCCGCCAGAGCUACCAGUAAUGUUACCCAAUCCACAGCACAAACCUCUGCUCUCCCAUCUGCUCAACAGCAUGCAGUUACAUACGAAAACGAGAUGGAGAAUACCAUGGUCACACCGUCGGAGGUAUCUGAACCGCUGCUCACUGCCGCGGAAAUGGAUGAGGGAGAGAGACAUCGGAAUGUUUUGAUGGCAAUAUUCCUUAACGAAGAUCCGAAUCAAAUACCGGAUCUUCUUUCAAAUCCCUCCUCCCCAGACGACAUUGAUUAUGAUGUCGUUAUUGACAACCAUGGUCACACUGCAUUACAUUGGGCGGCCGCUCUCGCCCGUCUUCAGGUAAUGGAAUUAUUGCUGGAACGGGGAGCGAACGUGAAACAAUUAAACUACGAAGGUGAAUCUGCCUUAGUACGCGCAGUUCUCGUAACUAAUAAUUACGAAGCACAAAAUUUCCCAGCUGUCCUAGACCUUCUCCGUGAAACCAUCCCGUUGACUGAUAAAGAUAAUCGAACAGUCUUUCAUCACAUUUCUAUGACUUCAGGUACAAAAGGUCAUUCCGCAGCAGCGAAAUAUUACAUGGAUUGCAUGCAGCAGUGGGUCGCACAGAAUGUUGACGGAAAUAUCGCCGCGAUCUUAAACAUUCAAGACAAAAAUG
This is a messenger RNA of Acaulospora colombiana, 1198 nucleotides long. The record is from the annotation of a GenBank genome assembly. NCBI's taxonomy places the organism in Eukaryota, Fungi, Glomeromycota, Glomeromycetes, Diversisporales, Acaulosporaceae.